AUGAAAUACACUGACAUACUAUUCUUACUGACUGCGGCAGCAACCGCUAAUGCAAUACUGAUCCCAUUUAAAAAAGAUAGUCCAUCCCAAGCAUCAGACAUUUUUAGUCAAGUGUCCAGCCCAACCAAUGAACCUAAUCCAAGUGCUCCUGGCGAAAACUGGCAAGGCCUAAUUAAUGCAAUCAAUUCAAGAGUCUCCAACGAAAACUGGCAACAAUCAAUUAAUGAACCCAGCCCAAGUACUUCCAGUCAAGACCAGCAAAACCCAAUGGAUGUAGCUAGUUCAGGUACUUUCAGUCAAAGCAAGCAACAUCUAACUAACGAGCUUGGUCCAGAGGUUUUUGAAGAAGACUGGAAAAUUCUAAUGGAUCAAUCUGAUCCAAGUAUUCAUGAAGACUGGAAAAGCUUAAUUGAUACAAUCAAUUCAAUCAAUUCAAACCAGGAUCAGCAACUCCCAAUGGAUCAACCUGGUCCAAGCACUUCCAGUCAAGGUCAUCAACUCCCAAUGGAUCAACCUGGUCCAAGCACUUCCAGUCAAGGUCAUCAACAACCAAUGAAUGUAGCCAACCCGAAUCAUACUGGCUCAAGUCAAAGAAUUGUAUUAAGCAGAAGACAACAAACAGUUCUUGAUUCUCGAAAGACAAAACUUAAAAACGCUAAAAAGUUGAAAAAGGUGAAACAUAAAAUCUAUUAUGAUUAUGUAGCCCUUGGACUCGAUCAACAUUUAAAAGAAGUGUUAAACCAAGAUACAUCCGAGUCAACGUACAGUCCAAACACUGAAAAGCAAUAUAAAAAAGAUUAUAAAGCGGCAAAGAAAAAAGUAUACAAUAUAAGACAACGAUUGAAAGAUCUUAUGAAAAAGCAUGAUUUGAAAUUCGAAGAACCGAAUUCAGAUUCGGAUUGA
This is a messenger RNA of Batrachochytrium dendrobatidis JAM81, 903 nucleotides long. RefSeq lists its product as uncharacterized. The record is from RefSeq and is a predicted model, not a curated record. The transcript has a single exon. Lineage: Eukaryota; Fungi; Chytridiomycota; Chytridiomycetes; Rhizophydiales. The coding region runs from base 1 to 903 and encodes 300 amino acids.